AUGAGAAAAUCAACGCAUUGGGCAAGGACAAACCAGUCCGAUAUAACAUUCCCUACCGCUAUGUUCCGAAGUGGGACAUUGAAAUGUUUGGCGAGGAGGCGGAGAAGGAUGCGACAAACCACGUCAAGAUCCAGUAAAGCAGCAGAUUGUAGCACUAAGUUGUAUUUUGUUUAUUCUGUAACUUCAUGGUCAAGAAUAGACUGUGUCACCAAUUGUCACGCCAUGCCUCCGCUGUCUCGUUCUUCAUCUGGCAUGGGAUACGAGCGCAAGCGCCAGACCACGGGCCCUGUUCCCAGCUCUUCUACAUCUUCCUUCACCCGCAACGCGUUUGCUAUGCACGACCAAACGCGUUCCGCAUCGCCACCAGCUUCCACGUACUUCCCCCAACUUUCGUCAGAUGGUGCUGGCUCGCGCCUUAGACCAACGCCAGACGCCGAACCACACUUCGCCUACAGCACAACACUUAGACGACAUAAUGCUGAUCUUCCCCUCUCCCCCACCAACUUCGCCUCCGCAGUUAACACGGAAGCAUCUAAUUUGUGGACUAGAGCGGUGAACGUCGUUACUGGACGACCAGCGGAAAUGGAUAUAGAGGAGGGAAGAAACUCGCCGCACCCAAAGAUCGAACCAAAAGACACCAUGUCGGCUCGCUUUGCGCAUUCUUCUGUUGACGAAGCAAUUGCACACUUCAGGACCUCUCUAGACUCUGGUCUCUUACGCUCCGACAUCCCCAAUCUACUUGCAACUCAUGGGUACAACGAAUUCUCUGUCUCGACCCCAGAGCAUGUGCUCGUCAAAUUCGCCAAAACCAUAUACGAAUCCCCACUCAUUCUACUUCUUUGCGCAAGUGCAACGGUCAGCGCACUGAUGGGCAAUGUUGACGAUGCGGUUAGCAUUGCUGUAGCCGUUCUCAUCGUCUUAACAGUCGGUUUUGUCCAAGAGCAACGUUCGGAGAAGAGUUUAGAGGCCCUCAACAAGCUCGUUCCCCACCACUGUCAUGUCUUACGCGAAAACCAAACAAUUCAUAUUCUGGCCAACGAACUUGUGCCAGGAGAUGUCGUAACGUUCUCAACGGGAGACCGCAUACCCGCCGAUAUUCGAAUCGCCACUGCCUUCGACUUGGAAAUCGACGAAAGUAGUCUAACGGGUGAAACGGAAGCCAGACGGAAAGGUGUAGAAACUUGCUCGUACGAAGGACCACACCGGGAUCCGGUGUCUUUGGCGGAGCGGUCAUGCAUCGCAUACAUGGGAACCCUGGUCAGAAGUGGACGAGGGAGCGGAAUCGUUAUCGCCACUGGGACAGACACGGAGUUUGGGGUCAUCUUCUCAAUGAUGCAAGAUGUCGAGGAGAAACGGACUCCGCUCCAGCUCAGCAUGGACGAACUCGCAAAAAACCUUUCGAUUCUUUCUUUUGGAAUCAUCGGUGUUAUCUGUCUCAUUGGCGUCAUCUCACAUCGGUCAUGGCUCGACAUGUUCACCAUUGGCGUCUCGCUUGCUGUUGCUGCUAUUCCAGAAGGACUACCCAUCGUUACGACUGUAACACUCGCGCUUGGUGUCUUGCGGAUGGCUAAACGUAAAGCCAUCGUAAAGAAACUUCACUCAGUCGAAUCGCUUGGUAGUGUUUCGGUGAUUUGCUCGGACAAAACAGGGACCCUCACCAAGAACGAGCAAACAGUCAUGGAAGCAUACACGGUCGAUGAGCUUGUGCAACUCGAUCCACCACCACCAAGUCUAUCACCCGCGCUCUUAAAGACCUUUGAUAUCGGUGUUUUGUGCAACAAUGCUGCAAGAAACGAAGAAGGGAUCGUUGUUGGCCAAUCAACCGAUGUGGCCUUCAUAAACGUGUCAUAUAAUCUUGGACUUGCUGAUCGCAGAACGACUUUCAAACGACUCUCGGAACGACCCUUCAAUUCAGAACAAAAGUUUAUGGCUGUCAGUGGAAUUCACACCGAUUCAAUGACGCUGGGUGUGAAUGGACGAGAAAUGUACUACAUGAAGGGCUCGAUCGAGUCGGUGCUCGAGCGCUGCAAGUUCUAUUAUGUCAACGACGAGAGCACGCCGGCUCUUGACGCAAGCACCAGAGGAGUUAUUCUUGGAAAAGCACAGGCCGUUGCUAGUCGCGGGUUACGCGUCGUUGCUAUGGCCUUUGGUAUUGGCUCGGCUGGUGCAACAACCGGAACUUCAACGCCUGCGGGGAGCCGUAGUCAAAGUCCCAACCCGGAAAACUCUCGAGAUGGAUGGAACCUCGUCUUUGCAGGCUUCCAGGCAAUGCUCGACCCACCUCGUAAAGGAGUCGCGGAUGCUAUUGGCUUGCUGCAGGCAGGUGGGGUCCAGGUUGUUAUGAUCACUGGUGAUGCGGAAGAGACGGCUUUGUCGAUUGCGCGCGAGUUGGGGCUGAAAGUUGGUGGACAUAGCGCAGCGCCGGGCACUUUCUGUUUGACGGGCAAGAUGAUUGACCAGAUGAAUAAGGCGCAACUGAAGGAGCGGGUGGGGACUGUUAGCGUGUUUGCGAGGACGACGCCGAGACAUAAGAUGGCGAUCGUGGAGGCUUUCCAGUCAAGAGGGGCAGUUGUGGCUAUGACAGGUGAUGGAGUCAAUGAUGCUCCGGCGCUGAAAAUGGCUGAUAUUGGUGUCUCAAUGGGCAAAAGCGGGACGGAUGUGGCCAAAGAGGCCGCAGAUGUUAUUCUCGUUGAUGAUAACUUCAGCACGAUCCUUCCUGCGGUGGAGGAAGGCAAAUCGAUCUUCCACAACAUCCAAAACUUUUUGUCGUUUCAACUCAGUACCGCUGCCGCUGCGUUGUCGCUCAUCACACUCAGUACAUUCCUUGGAUUGAACAAUCCUUUGAAUGCGAUGCAAAUUUUGUUCAUCAACAUCCUCAUGGACGGCCCACCCAGCCAGAGUCUGGGUGUAGACCCUGUUGAUCCUGCAGUAAUGCGGCGGCCUCCACGGAAAAAGGAUGCGCCUAUCAUUACCAGACGGUUGUUAUACCGUGUGCUGUUUUCCGCGUCCAUCAUUGUCAUUGGAGUUUUGUUCGUAUAUAUCUAUGCGCUGCAGGACGACAAAAUGUCAAGACGAGAGCAGACUAUGACUUUCACGUGCUUCGUUUUCCUCGACCUCGUUUCGGCGAUUCAGAACCGAGGUAUUGCUUGUGGGCUGCUGCAGAACAAAAUGCUCGUCACGACGGUGUCAAUAUCGGCGGUGACCCAGCUCGCGUUGGUCUAUGUGCCUUUUAUGCAGGCCAUAUUCCAGACUGCAGCGCUCGACUCGGGUGACCUGGGCAUCAUACUGACGUUGGCGGGGACGAGCUUUGUGUUGCAUGAAGGGAGGAGGAGGUAUGAGAGACAGCUGAAUCUUGAUCUAGUUUGGGCAGAGAGUGUGGAGGGGGUCGUAUAA
Molecule: messenger RNA, 3393 nt
Organism: Mycena indigotica
Lineage: Eukaryota; Fungi; Basidiomycota; Agaricomycetes; Agaricales; Mycenaceae
Product: Calcium-transporting ATPase 1
Exons: 7
Coding region: 1-3393 (1130 amino acids)
Biological process (GO): calcium ion transmembrane transport; manganese ion transport; intracellular calcium ion homeostasis
Cellular component (GO): endoplasmic reticulum; Golgi membrane; plasma membrane
Molecular function (GO): ATP binding; P-type calcium transporter activity; ATP hydrolysis activity
Source: RefSeq, a predicted model, not a curated record